This is a messenger RNA of Artibeus jamaicensis (Jamaican fruit-eating bat), 4318 nucleotides long. It is a transcript of the gene ADAMTS13, whose product is annotated as ADAM metallopeptidase with thrombospondin type 1 motif 13. The coding region runs from base 1 to 4056 and encodes 1351 amino acids. Gene Ontology annotation, biological process: proteolysis; extracellular matrix organization. Lineage: Eukaryota; Metazoa; Chordata; Mammalia; Chiroptera; Phyllostomidae. The record is from RefSeq and is a predicted model, not a curated record. Gene Ontology annotation, cellular component: extracellular matrix. The transcript has 28 exons. Gene Ontology annotation, molecular function: metalloendopeptidase activity.
AUGGGCCAGCUGGUCGCGGUCAGGAUGUGCAAGCCUCACCCCUGGGGGACCUGCGGGCAGGCAGUUCUCACGGCCGCCUUCCUCCUGGGCUGCUGGGGACUCCCUGCCGGACCGCAGGGACUCCUUUGGGCUUCGGAGCCCGAGGAGGCGCCUCCCCACCCGCACCCCGAUGUUCCCUUGGAAGGCCGUCCGUCCUCUCUCCUCCAGAGCCAGCCCCUGCCCGUCCUGCACCUGGGGCUGCUGGUGGCCGUGGGCCCCGACGUCCACCAGGCUCACCAGGAGGACACGGAGCGAUACGUGCUCACCAGCCUCCACGUGGGUUCGGAGCUGCUGCGGGACCCGUCCCUGGGGGCCCAGUUCCGAGUGCACCUGGUGAGGAUGGUCACCCUGACGCAGCACGAGGGCGCGCCAAACAUCACGGCCGACAUCAGCUCCUCGCUGCGGAGCGUCUGUGAGUGGGGCCGGACGGUCAACCCCCAGGACGACACGGACCCCGGGCACGCCGACCUGGUCCUCUACAUCACCAGGUUCGACCUGGAGCUGCCUGACGGUAACCGGCAGGUUCGGGGGGUCACCCAGCUGGGGGGCGCCUGCUCCUCCUCAUGGAGCUGCCUCAUCACUGAGGACACCGGCUUCGACCUGGGGGUCACCAUUGCCCAUGAGAUCGGACACAGCUUUGGCCUGCAGCACGACGGCGAGCCCGGCAGUGGCUGCGCGCCCAAUGGCCACGUGAUGGGUGCCCCUGGCGCCCCGCCUGCUCAAGGGGGCCUGGCGUGGUCCGCCUGCAGCCGCCAGCAGCUGCUGCACCUGCUCAGCGCAGGACGGGCGCGCUGCGUGUUGGACCCUCCGGGGCCCCAGUCCGGACCCGCAGGGCGCCCCCUGCAGGCACACCCCGGUCUCUACUACGGGCCCGACGAGCAGUGCCGCAUGGCCUUCGGUCCUUCCGCGGUCGCCUGCACCUUCUCCAGGGAGAGCCUGGACAUGUGCCAGGCCCUGUCCUGCCACACAGACCCCCUGGACCAGGGCAGCUGCAGCCGCCUGCUCCUCCCUCUCCUGGACUGGACGGAGUGCGGCCCAGAGAAGUGGUGCUCCAAGGGCCGCUGCCGCGCCCUGGCGGAGCUGCCUCCCAUGGAGGCCGUGCAUGGGCACUGGUCAGCUUGGGGCCCCCCCAGUCCUUGCUCCCGGUCCUGCGGAGGAGGCGUGGCCAUCAGGAGGCGGCAGUGCAACAACCCCAGACCUGCCUUCGGGGGGCUUGCGUGCACCGGUGCCGACCUGCAGGCUGAGAUGUGCAACACCCAGGCCUGCGAGACGACCCAGCUGGAGUUCAUGGCUGAGCAGUGCGCCCAGACCGACCGGAACCCUCUGCACCUGUCCCCAGGCAACGCCUCCUUCUACCGCUGGGGCCCUGCCCUGCGGCACAGCCAAGGGGACGCUCUGUGCAGAUACAUGUGCCGGGCCAUUGGCGAGAGCUUCAUCGUGAGGCGUGGGGACAGCUUCCUGGAUGGGACCCGGUGUGUGCCCAGCAGCCCUCCCGAGGCCGGGACCCUGAGCCUGUGUGUGAGCGGCAGCUGCAGGACGUUCGGCUGCGACGGCCGGAUGGACUCGCAGCAGGUGCCAGACGUGUGCCAGGUGUGUGGGGGCGACAACAGCACCUGCAGCCCGCAGAGCGGCUCCUUCACCGGGGGAAGGGCCAGAGAGUACGUCACGUUCCUGACGCUGACCCCCAACCUGACCAGCGUGUACGUCGCCAACCACAGGCCCCUCUUCACACACCUGGCGGUGAGGGUCCGCGGGCGCUACAUCGUCGCCGGGAACGGCAGCAUCUCUCCCAGCACCAUGUCCCCCUCCCCGCUGGAGGACAGCCCCAUCGAGUACAAGGUGACCCUCUCGGAGGACCGGCUGCCGCUCCUGGAGGAGAUCCGCGUCCGGGGACCCGUCCAGGACCACGUGGAGAUCCAGGUUUACAGGCGCUACAGUGAGCAGUACGGCGACCUCAGCGGCCCGGACAUCUCCUUCACUUACUUCCGGCCUAAGGUGCAGCCGGCCUGGGCAUGGGCCGCCGUGCGGAGCUCCUGCUCCGUGAGCUGCGGGGCAGGGCUGCACUGGGUGACCUACAGCUGCCUGGACCAGGCCAGGGACCAGUGGGUGGAGCCUGCCCUGUGCGGAGGGAGCCCACAGCCAGCGGCCUGGCCAGAGCCCUGCAGCCCUGGGCCCUGCCCUCCCAGGUGGGUGGCGUCCGGUGCGUGCCCACCCGCCUGUGGAACAGACCUGGCCACACAGAAUGCGGCGUGUGUGCCGGGGGCUGGGGGCCUGGAGGUGGCUGCUGGGCCCUGCUCCCCGAACAAGAAGUCGCCUGCUCCUGAGCCCUGUGCCGGGGUGUCAUGUCCACUGGACUGGGGCCACCGGGACCCCCAGCCUCCGGGGCAGGAGGCCGCGUCCCCACCAGGCAGCGCCAGGCCGGGGGCUCAGGCGGCACACGCGUGGACGCCGCUGGCGGGGCCGUGCUCCGCGUCCUGCGGGAGAGGCCGGAUGGAGCUGCGUUUUGUGUGCAUGGACCUGGCCCUCAGGACACCUGUCCCGGAGGAGCUGUGCGGCCUGGCAAGCAGGCCGGGGAGCCGGCAGGAGGUCUGCCAGGCUGCCCUGUGCCCGGCUCGGUGGCGGUACAAGCUGGCAGCCUGCAGCGUGAGCUGUGGCGGGGGGCUCGUGCGGAGGAUCCUGUACUGUGCCCGGGCCCACGGGGAGCACAAGGACGAGGAGAUCCUGCCGGACACCCAGUGUCAGGGGCUGCCUCAGCCAGAGCGUCAGGAGGCCUGCCACCCAGAGCCCUGCCCACCCAGGUGGAAAGUCACGUCCCUCGGGCCCUGCUCAGCCAGCUGUGGCCUCGGCACCGCCACGCGCUCCGUGGCCUGCAUGCAGCUGGACCAGGGCCACGACGUGGAGGUGGACGGAGCGGCCUGUGCGGCUCUGGUGCGGCCGCGGGCCAGCGUCCCCUGCGUCAUGGCCGACUGCGAGCGCCAGUGGCACGUCAGCACCUGGACACAGUGCUCUGUUUCCUGUGGGGAUGGCACCCAGCACCGGCGGGUCACCUGCCUGGGACCUGGGGCUCAGGGCCCCGUGCCAGCCGACUUCUGCCGGCACUUGCCCACGCCAGCGACGGUGCGGAGCUGCUGGGCCGGGCCCUGCACAGAGCAGGGGCCGUCCAGCCUGGCACCCCGAGAGGAAGCCACUGCUCCGGGACGGAGCACAGCUGGCCCCGCUGCCGCCUCCCUGGAGUGGCCGCGGCCCUGGACCCGCCUCCUCGCCCCAGCUCCCCGGACCCAGGGGCUCCUGCUGGGGCCCCAGGAAAGCCCCAUGGAGUCCAGUCCCUGUGGCCAGCAGCUCCUUGAGCCCACGGGAACCAUUGACCUGCGAGGCUCCGGGCAGGCGGACUGUGCGGUGGCCAUCGGGAGGCCCCUGGGAGAGGCGGUGACCCUGCAAGUCCUCGAGAGCUCCCUCAACUGCAGCGCUGGGGACAUGUUGCUGCUUUGGGGCCGGCUCACGUGGAGGAGGACGUGCAGGAAGCUGUCUGGCGGGACUUUCAGUUUCAAAGCCAACACCCUGGUGGUGAGGCAGCGCCUCGUGGGGCCGGGAGGCGGAGUGUUGCUCCGCUAUUCCAGCCGGCCCGCCCCGAGAGCCUUCCACAGAGAAUGCGACACACAGCUCUUUGGACCCUGGGGUGAAAUUGUGAGCCCAUCGAUGAGGCCAGAUGGCAGGCCUGUGGGGGGCUGCCGCAUCUUCAUUGACGUGGCUCCGUGGGCCCGAAUCGCCAUCCACGCCCCGGCCACUGACGUGGGCGCUGGAACUGCAGGAUCUGGUGCCAGCUACAUCCUGAUCCGAGACAUCCACAGUCUGAAAACGAUGACAUUCGGCGGGCAGCAAGCACUCUACUGGGAGUCAGAAGGCAGCCAGGCUGAGAUGGAGUUUAGCCAGGGCUUCCUGGAAACACAUGCCCGCCUGCGGGGCCAGUACUGGACACUCGGAUCUACAGCUCAGGAGCCCCACGGCGCCCCGCCCUAGCUUCCUCUCCAGGCACAUCCCUCAGUUGGCCGUGGGGUGCCUCCUUCCCGUUCCCGGAAGGGAAAGGAGGGAGCCAGGCAUUUCUGAGCACCUGUUAGUUAGGUGCCUGGGCAGCUCGGGAGUGCUUUCUCCAUUUGAAUUUCAUCCAAGCCUUUACCACCUCCUCCAAUGCGCAAAACGUUAGGGGCGGGAGGGGGGACUCUCGGGAAAGCCCUUUGGAUAUCAAUAAACGGAACCUGCGGUCUGACUGGCGAUUUCCUCA